AUGAGUGGGAGGAUUCUCUCCCACAGACUUGUUCCGCUUGCGCGGGCUGGCCUGGCACGCCAUCUUCAUAAUGCAGGCGCCCGAACCGGGGGUCUUCUACGUGCUGAUGGUGGUGCCGCCUUGAGGGGACGCGCCUGGCCCAUCGGCUCAAAUGGUAUUCACAAUAAUGUUCCUGCUGUUCGAUCAAUCUCAUUUGCUCGCAUGCUGCCAAAGUUGGCCCUCAAGCUUGUCCGUCUUCCAGCUAUGUUUGGUGGAGCGACGAUUGCGGGAGUCGCAUAUUUACAGUAUCAAGCAACUCAGGCUGGGAAUUAUGCAGUCGAUAUGAUAAAAGUAUUUGGGGAAACUGCCGGCAAUACGGCAUCGGGCAUCUUCCAGGGACUUCAGGAUGUGGCGGAACAAACACAGCGUGGAUGGGAGAAGACAACGGAGGAUGUGGAUCUCCCUGAGUGGUUGCAGAAGAUUCUGCGUCUCGAUGAAGAAUCAAAGUCUCAGAAGGAGGGUCCCGGUGGAGGCGGCAAGGAGCCAAAGGAAGGUCGAGCAGUAGGAGCUGCGGCUGCUACUGGUGCUGCCUUUGGUUACGACCAGUCGAGCGAGGAGGACUCACGAGCUGAAAAAGAGAUCGCCGAAGACGAUCAGAUGAUGGUCCUUACCCGGAAAAUGAUUGAGAUCCGGAACAUUCUUCAAUCGGUUGGCCAGUCCGGAACAUUGACUCUGCCUUCCAUUGUGGUCAUCGGAUCCCAAUCUUCAGGCAAGAGCUCGGUAUUGGAAGCCAUCGUCGGACACGAGUUCUUGCCAAAGGGCUCGAAUAUGGUCACUCGUCGCCCGAUCGAACUCACCUUAGUCAACACCCCUAAUGCCCAGGCUGAAUAUGGCGAAUUCCCUGCUCUCGGCCUCGGCAAGAUUACGGACUUCUCUUCGAUUCAGCGUACCUUGACCGACCUGAACCUUGCCGUCCCAGAAAAGGAAUGUGUCUCGGACGAUCCUAUUCAAUUAACAAUCUAUUCCCCGAACGUUCCCGACCUCUCUAUGAUUGAUCUCCCGGGUUAUAUUCAAGUGGCAGGCCACGAUCAGCCCCCGGAGCUCAAGCAAAAGAUUGCCGAUCUUUGCGACAAAUAUAUCCAAGCUCCCAACAUUAUUCUGGCCAUCUCGGCAGCUGAUGUUGAUCUCGCAAACUCGACCGCACUGCGCUCCAGUCGGCGCGUAGAUCCCCGUGGCGAGCGAACAAUUGGAGUGAUCACAAAGAUGGAUCUCGUUGCUCCGGAGCGAGGCCACGAUGUCCUCACUGAUAAGAAGUACCCUCUCCGUCUAGGGUACGUGGGUGUCGUGAGCCGCAUCCCUCAGACAAAUGCCCUCUUUUCCCGAGGAUCUGGAAACAUUACCAGUGCUAUUCUAAAGAACGAGAAUGCUUACUUCUCGGCCCACCCAUCCGAAUUUGGACUCCACUCAGAUACUUCCGUCGGCGUUACGACUCUGAGAAAGAAGUUGAUGCAUGUCCUUGAGCAGACCAUGGCAUCUAGCCUCUCGGGAACCAGAGACGCUAUCAGCCAGGAGCUUGAGGAAGCUACAUAUGAGUUCAAGGUGCAAUACAAUGACCGGCCCCUGAGUGCCGAGUCAUAUCUCGCUGAGAGCCUGGAUAGCUUCAAGCAUUCUUUCAAGGCAUUUGCCGAGGCAUUCGGUCGGCCGCAAGUUCGUGAGAUGCUCAAGGCUCAACUGGACCAGCGGGUUAUGGAUAUCCUGGCCCAGCGUUAUUGGAACAAGCCCAUUGAGGAUCUGACUCCAAGACAACCUGAAAUAGACCCUCUCAAGGAUCUGCCAAAGGCCGAUCCUGACUCGCUGUACUGGCACCGGAAGCUUGAUGCUUCCAGUUCUUCUUUGACAAAGCUCGGCAUUGGCAGACUUGCCACUACUGUAGUUGCCAGUGCUCUGCAGAACCACGUGGACCAGCUCCUUGCUUCUUCCACAUUCGCUUCUCACCCAGGAGCGCACAAGCAGAUCACGGAUGCUUGCAAUAGCAUUCUAAAUGACCGGUUCUUCAGCACAAGUGACCAGGUUGAGAACUGCAUCAAACCAUAUAAGUUCGAAAUUGAACUUGAGGACUCGGAGUGGGCCAAGGGCAGGGAAAACGCGAGCAGGGUGUUGAAGGAAGAACUCCGUGCUUGCGAGUCAGCUACAAAGCAUAUGGAGGAUCAGAUUGGAAAGCGUAAGAUGAAGGAUGUGAUGUCAUUCAUUGACAAGGUUCUCAAGGGCGAUGUGGUCCUGGAGGGCAACGGUUCGGGCGGCGCUGGUGGUUUCAGUGCCGACUUGCUAGCAAGAGGCCGAGAGGGCGUCUUUCUCCGUGAUCGAGCGGAUCUCAUCAGAAUGAGACUCAUGGCCGUUCGAUCCAAGCAAUGUGCCACGCAAAAGAACAAAUACUACUGCCCAGAGGUCUUCCUCGAUGUCGUCGCCGACAAACUCACUUCAACGGCAGUGCUGUUCCUCAACGUGGAACUUCUCUCCGAAUUCUACUACAACUUCCCCCGCGAGCUCGAUGCACGACUCGGCCGUCACCUUUCCGAUGCUGAGAUCGAGCGUUUCGCUCGCGAAGACCCGCGCGUCCGUCGUCACCUCGACAUUAUCCGCAAGAAGGAGCUUCUCGAGUUGGCCCUGCAGAAGAUUGAAGGCAUCCGCCAGCUAGACGGUCGCAGCAUGCACCGGAAAGCGGAUCGUGCGCAAGCCGCCAAGGAUACUCGCAGUCGCUGGAACAUCUUCUGA
Messenger RNA from Penicillium cataractarum, 2751 nucleotides. Its product is annotated as dynamin-related GTPase MGM1. The record is from RefSeq and is a predicted model, not a curated record. Gene Ontology annotation, cellular component: membrane; microtubule; cytoplasm. Lineage: Eukaryota; Fungi; Ascomycota; Eurotiomycetes; Eurotiales; Aspergillaceae. Bases 1 to 2751 code for a protein of 916 amino acids. The transcript is spliced from 3 exons. Gene Ontology annotation, molecular function: GTPase activity; GTP binding; microtubule binding.